AUGGAGAUGCGCUGUCCCGUGCACUUGUUGUACAUGGCCAUUUAUGGGCUCACACGUUCAAACAGCGAUUGGGAAGAUCAUGCUGGCGGCCGCUUGUUACUUAAGCAUUGGCUGCAGGCUCGUGACAUUGAGCGCCCGAUUUUCAAGAAAGAAUAUAACGGGCACAUUGUGGGCAUGGGCCGUUUCGUCGAUGAUUUCAAGCUGGCCGGACACAAACCAGUGCUACCACAUGCUUGGGCUGAGAUUUUCGAAUGUUUCGAUUUCGCGGACCCGCCUCUACCUGUCAGCCUAUUUGUAGGUUCCGAGGAGAACUUGUCACGUGACCAUGCUGACGUCGCCACAUUCACCGUGAGGCAGGAUGCGUACAUCGACACACUCACGAGGAAGUUCAUGGAUGAGAUAGGUGCAUACACACUUCCACGGUACGACCCUCCGGCUGUGAAGUUGGCAGCCAAUGACGUUACAAGUAUGAGCGAAACAGGUCAGUUUGCAACAAAUUGCGGCUCGUACUUGGGGGCCGGACUGUGGAUAGCUAGGAACAGUCGUCCGGAGAUCUCGUUUGCUGUCGGGUGGUUGGGUCGGUACACCACAAAAUGGACGAAAAAACAAGAUGCGGCUUUGCACCGUUUGAUGGGGUAUUUAGCGGCGACUCGAACCUCCGCAAUUCGAAUGGUUCUCAAUCCUGUUGAUGUGCAGCAGCACACUCUGAAGCUAGUACUGUGGGUCGAUUCUGAUUGGGCGACAGAUCCCGAUACGAGGCGAUCGACGUCAGGAGCUGUUUUGCAACUUGUUGGGUCGCACGGCACUCGAGCGACGUUUGCUUGGCGAUCGCAUCGACAAGGUGCAAGUCAGUGGUGUAGGUAG
Molecule: messenger RNA, 864 nt
Organism: Symbiodinium sp. CCMP2456
Lineage: Eukaryota; Dinophyceae; Suessiales; Symbiodiniaceae
Source: the annotation of a GenBank genome assembly